This is a messenger RNA of Enterospora canceri, 414 nucleotides long. The record is from the annotation of a GenBank genome assembly. Lineage: Eukaryota; Fungi; Microsporidia; Enterocytozoonidae.
AUGACUAAGAAGUUUGAUAAUUUUAGCAUUUUAUUGAAGGAAAUCAUGGAUGAGGAGAGCAGUGGAUGUGACGAAUCACUUGAUAAUGAUAUUCUGUGUAUAGAGAGCAAAGAAGCCGAAGAAACAGAGCAAAUCUAUGAAGCAUGUGAAGAAGUAGAAAACCACCAAAAUAUGGCUAAGUGUGAUCUAAAGAAUAUAGCUCCUGGAACUGUUCUGACAAUCGAAAAUGGCGAAAUCAAACUGGAGAAUACACUAAAGAAGACUCCGGUGGAAACUAAGAGCAGAACCAAUAACUAUUACACAAGUGAAGAAUUAUCAAAUAUGAAAAUAGAGAAACGUAAGGACAAUAGCAAGAUAAUAAACGUGAACAAGAAGAAGAGAAAGAUAAGACCAUGCCGAAACUACGAUGAUUAA